Sphenostylis stenocarpa is the source of this 221-nucleotide messenger RNA. NCBI's taxonomy places the organism in Eukaryota, Viridiplantae, Streptophyta, Magnoliopsida, Fabales, Fabaceae. The record is from the annotation of a GenBank genome assembly.
AGGCUGCUCAAGCCAAUACACGAGCGGUGACCAUUGUAAACGACACAUCCCGUGUUGUUGUUGCUAACCAAAACGACCCCACAACCUUUACCCAGUACAAAUCAGGUCUCAACCCUCGCCCCCAAGGUCCUGUCUCUUCACCCUUCUUCGCUCUCGAUCUCCCUUGGUUGACCUCUGCGUCUUUCUCCGUCGGAGUUCAAAUCUCCGAUCUCUCCGUUUAG